CCUUGCCCUUGGAAGAGGGGGGAUAUGUGUCAUCAAUACCUACGCGCCUGGGAGAAGCUACCACUCACCUCGAGGGGCUGUGGAACGGCAGGCGAGUCCUACUACGUGGGAAGAGAGGGGCGUGGACACGCCGCAGCUACUUUCCCAGCCCCGGCGCUUGACCAGAAAAGGCUGAGACUGUGCGCCGCAGAUUGGAGACCAGUUCUGCGUUACUCUGUGGGUAGGGUCAGAAAUCUAAAACGGUGGGAGCGGUCUAAAGCAUCCUGAGCGCAGCCCUGCUGGGACCCAAAUUACUGGUGGGAAGAAUGCGAAGAAGAAGGUUUACAGAUCAUAAGGGCAAGCACGGGCGGGCGAGGAGGGAAACCCAGAUGUUACUAGGGCUUUGAGGGGAAGGUCAGAGGUCACGAAGUUGUGCGCGCAGCUGUUACCAUAGUAACCAGGGGCCGGAUGUGGCAGUCUUUGUGUGCGACAGCCCUCUUCUCAGACCUAGCUCGAGAGCCUGAGGACUCUUGUACACUGAGAAGCCGGUGGUGGAGGUUUUUUCAGCAAGGGAAGAAGAAAGGAAUUUUUAAGCACUUAUAGAAGCGCAGCGAAGGAAAGGUUUGAGAUUGCCGCUGUGCCUGACAGAGACCGAGGGAGGCGGCUGACGUGAGAAAGCCUCACAAAGGCACCCACACCCUUCCGGAAACUAAAUGGGGGCGCCUCAGCUUCCACGUCCACCGCCCCCGGAAACGGAAACAAUCCCAGUGUGCCCCUUCACCGUCCUCCAAGUCCCGUUGCAGCCAUUGCAGGAACUACCAUGCCCAAACGAAAGAAGCAGAAUCCGCAGCAGCAGCUGACGCUGGACCCCCAAGUGCCAAAGCGGGAAGAAAUUGGAGACGAAGACAAUGGAAUUCCUACGGGUGAGGAGCACGGGAGAAGUGUGCACAGGCCUGUCAGCAGAUGGAGGCGAGGACUUCAGGGCAGAAAGGACCACCCAGCCUUCUGGGCCCUCCCCCCAUGACCAAUGGAAAGCCUGGUGAGCCCAAGUCAGCUCUUCACAGAGGUCCUCCAGGAUCAAGGGGACUGAUGAUUCCACCACUGCUGACUCUCCCACCUCCUCUCCGGGGCAGAGUCCCAGUUUGGGGAGACUUUGCCCCCAGGUGUGGCCCAUAUGGUCGUGGUUGGUGGGGAGUCAGUGCUGAGCCUCCUUUUCCCAGACUAGGCCAUAGUAAUCCCUCCAGAGGAAGCUUUCACAAAGAACAGAGACAACCUCGAAGGCUCAAAAGCUGGUCACUUGUCAAGAAUACCUGCCCUCCCAAGAAUGAACCCCAGAUUAUGGAAGACAAAUCUGACCGCCCUGUUUGCCGACACUUUGCCAAAAAGGGCCACUGUCGAUAUGAGGACCUCUGUGCCUUCUACCACCCAGGCGUCAAUGGACCUCCUCUAUGAGACUGCCUUCCCAUCCAAACUGGAAGGAGCCCUCCUUGACCUAGCGGCCACAUAUUUCCCUGUGGCCCUGUGAUGGCUACUGUGAUGUUGUUCAACCCACCACCUCCCAGUCAGUGACACCCACCCCUGUCCACCACCUCUCCCAUUUGGGGUCCAGAGUUGUAUUUCAUCACUGGUGUACAGUGUGCACUCUUCUGAUCAGCCUCCAGAGACUUGCCUUCAAUAUCCCAUCUUUGUUCCUUUCAACUGCUUCCUGGAUCCUCUCUCCCUUGCCAACUGACUGCUAAGCAGGAAAUUUACUUGGUGCUGUUUCUUGUGCAAUUGUCCAUCGAGCCCCCAGUAUUGCCCUCAAUUCCUGAGCCCUGGAGCAGUUUCCUACCAUUCCCUCCUUCUAGCUGCUUGUUUUAAGUCCUUUAUAUGUGAUAUCACCUGCUCCCAAUGUUAGCAGCUACUCUGUGGAUCUCCCCAGGUUGUCUGACCUGGGGUCAAGUUUCAGUGACUAGUACAGAGUCACUCCCUGAAAAGCCACUGUCCCUGCUUUUGGAUUUUGUCGUUUCGCCAUCAGUAGCAUGGCCUCUACCACUGUGGUCUGUGAUCACUGUGCUUUGUGAAACCCGCAUUCCCUCGUAGGCUUUUUCAGUGUCCAUGGCAUUUCUGUGGUUUAACACACUAUAUACAGUAUUUCUGCCAAAAUGAGUGAGGUUCUUGGUGCCCUCUAGACUUUCCCCAAUCCCCAACCCCAAAACGGGAGAACUGUGAAACUUCCCACAAGAGUGCUUCCUUGGCCUCAUGAGAUUUCCUCUAAAGCCUCUGGUGGGCCUACCCCAUCCCCUCUACAGCUCAUUUUAGUUAGACUGCAUCAUUGUGAGGCCACCAGGCUUUUUUGUUGGAAUUCUGUGAAUCUCCACCUGGCCUGUCUUUGGGUGGAACCUGAACAGUAUUGUCCUUGCCCAGCCUCUACUUCCCUGGCACUGGUUGUUUUCUGUGAAAACAACAGUGAACAGGCUCAGUUUUGAACUGACCCUGAAGAUGUGGGUCAGGAGUUGUUAGGGCAAGAGGAAGGGCUGUUGAACUGAAAGUGAAUUUUUUCUUUUUAAGAUAUUUUAUACUAGUAAUAAAUGCAGUGGAAAUGAA
Molecule: messenger RNA, 2565 nt
Organism: Phyllostomus hastatus (greater spear-nosed bat)
Lineage: Eukaryota; Metazoa; Chordata; Mammalia; Chiroptera; Phyllostomidae
Gene: PRR3
Product: proline rich 3
Exons: 4
Coding region: 943-1431 (162 amino acids)
Molecular function (GO): RNA binding; metal ion binding
Source: RefSeq, a predicted model, not a curated record